AUGACCUCCCACAACCUCUCAACAUGCUGCAUAACGGGUACCCUCCACGAAGGCGAACCCAAGGGUACAAUCCAAGACAUUGAGAACAUCUCAACCUACAUCACCCACCCCGCCACCGCAACGAAAAAAGCCAUCCUUCUCCUCACCGACGUAAUCGGCCACCGCUUCGUGAACGCCCAACUCAUCGCCGACCAGUUCGCCGCCGCCGGUUAUGUCGUGGUCAUGCCCGACCUCUUCGCCGGCGACAGCGUCCCCCUCAACCGCCCCGAGGGCUUCCAGAUCAUGGAGUGGGCAAAGGGCCACCAGCCGCAGCACACCGAUCCCACCAUCCACACCGUCCUCACGUAUAUUCGCUCGACAUUGGGGUGUGAGCGGGUCGGCGGGGUCGGGUAUUGUUUCGGCGGGAAGUAUGUCGCCCGGUUUCUGAAGUCCGGGGCGGAACGCGGGCUGGAUGCGGGGUUUACGGCGCAUCCGACGAUGAUGACGCCGGAGGAGUUGGCGGGCGUGGAGGGGCCGUUGUGUAUUGCUGCUGCUCAACAUGAUCCGAUCUUCCCUGCGGAGAAGAGACGCGAGAGCGAGGAGAUCCUGGGCAAGAAGGAUCAGGCCUGGCAGAUUAGUGUGUACUCCGACGUGGAGCAUGGGUUUGCGGUGCGCGGGGAUCCCAAGGUGCCGCGGGCGCGGUUUGCGAAGGAGCAGGCGUUUGCGCAGGCGGUGGCGUGGUUUAAGGAGUAUUUGUGA
This is a messenger RNA of Aspergillus japonicus CBS 114.51, 738 nucleotides long. RefSeq names its product alpha/beta-hydrolase. Gene Ontology annotation, molecular function: hydrolase activity. The record is from RefSeq and is a predicted model, not a curated record. Lineage: Eukaryota; Fungi; Ascomycota; Eurotiomycetes; Eurotiales; Aspergillaceae. The transcript is spliced from 3 exons. Bases 1 to 738 code for a protein of 245 amino acids.